Molecule: messenger RNA, 627 nt
Organism: Heterostelium album PN500
Lineage: Eukaryota; Evosea; Eumycetozoa; Acytosteliales; Acytosteliaceae
Gene: vps2A
Product: SNF7 family protein
Exons: 5
Coding region: 1-627 (208 amino acids)
Biological process (GO): protein transport; late endosome to vacuole transport; endosome transport via multivesicular body sorting pathway
Cellular component (GO): ESCRT III complex; multivesicular body
Source: RefSeq, a predicted model, not a curated record
AUGAAUAAUAUAUUUGGUGGAGGUAAACCGGACCCAAAGAAACAAUUAAAAGAAUCGAAAAGAGAUUUGAAUAAAUCACAGCGUGAACUAGAUAGACAGAUAUUUCAGUUGGAUCAACAGGAGAAAGCAACUAUAAUACAAGUGAAAGCGUUGGCAAAGAAAGGACAAGAAGCAAAUGCAAGAACCCUAGCUAAAGAGAUUGUACGAAUAAGAGAACAAAAAGAUAAACUGAGAGCAAUGAAGACUACAAUGAUGGGUGUAUCUACAAAGACAACUACAAUGGCAACAAAUCAAUCAAUGAUGAAGGCAAUGGGAACAGCAACAAAGGCAAUGACAAUAGCAAACAAUCAAUAUAAUGUAGCUGCAGUACAGAAAACAAUGAUGGAAUAUCAAAAACAAGUACAUCAUGCUGAAGUAUCAGAUGAGAUGUUACAAGAUAUGUUUGAAGAUGAUGAAGUAGAUGAAGAAGCAGACAGUGUAUUAACAAAGAUUGUAGAUGAAAUUUCACUGGAUAACUAUUCAAAGAUGCCCGGUGUUUCAAGAGAUUAUCUAUCAACAGAGCGCGAACCUGUUAAUAAAGUUACGGAUGCCGAUAUAGAUGCACUCUUACAAGGAUUAAAGAUAUAA